Molecule: messenger RNA, 2751 nt
Organism: Ylistrum balloti
Lineage: Eukaryota; Metazoa; Mollusca; Bivalvia; Pectinida; Pectinidae
Product: perilipin-4-like
Exons: 2
Coding region: 1-2751 (916 amino acids)
Source: RefSeq, a predicted model, not a curated record
AUGGGGUCACAUGCCCAAUGCCCAACCAUGAGUCCUGGUUAUAGAUCUGUAUCUGUGGAUGUCAUUGAUAGUUCUAGAUCUGUAUCUGUGGAUGUCAUUGAUAGUUCUAGAUCUGUAUCUGUGGAUGUCAUUGAUAGUUCUAGAUCUGUAUCUGUGGAUGUCAUUGAUAGUUCUAGAUCUGUAUCUGUGGGUAUCAUUGAUAGUUCUAGAUCUGUAUCUGUGGAUGUCAUUGAUAAGCCUAGAUCUGUAUCUAAGGAUGUCAUUGAUAGUUCUAGAUCUGUAUCUGUGGAUGUCAUUGAUAAGCCUAGAUCUGUAUCUAAGGAUGUCAUUGAUGGUUAUAGAUCUGUAUCUGUGGAUGUCAUUAAUAGUCCUAGAUCUGUAUCUGUGGAUGUCAUUGGUGGCCCUAGAUCUGUAUCUGUGGAUGUCAUGGAUAGUCUUAGAUCUGUAUCUGUGGAUGUCAUUGGUGGCCCUAGAUCUGUAUCUGUGGAUGUCAUUGAUAGUCCUAGAUCUGUAUCUGUGAAUGUCAUUGGUGGCCCUAGAUCUGUAUCUGUGGAUGUCAUGGAUAGUCAUAGAUCUGUAUCUGUGGAUGUCAUGGAUAGUCUUAGAUCUGUAUCUGUGGAUGUCAUUGGUGGCCCAAGAUCUGUAUCUGUGGAUGUCAUGGAUAGUCAUAGAUCUGUAUCUGUGGAUGUCAUGGAUAGUCUUAGAUCUGUAUCUGUGGAUGUCAUUGGUGGCCCUAGAUCUGUAUCUGUGGAUGUCAUUGAUAGUCCUAGAUCUGUAUCUGUGGAUGUCAUUGAUAGUCCUAGAUCUGCAUCUGUGGAUGUCAUUGGUGGCCCUAGAUCUGUAUCUGUGGAUGUCAUGGAUAGUCUUAGAUCUGUAUCUGUGGAUGUCAUUGGUGGCCCUAGAUCUGUAUCUGUGGAUGUCAUUGAUAGUCCUAGAUCUGUAUCUGUGGAUGUCAUUGGUGGCCCUAGAUCUGUAUCUGUGGAUGUCAUGGAUAGUCUUAGAUCUGUAUCUGUGGAUGUCAUGGAUAGUCUUAGAUCUGUAUAUGUGGAUGUCAUUUAUGGCUCUAGAUCAGUAUCUGUGAAUGUUAUUGGUGGCGCUAGACCUGUAUCUGUGGAUGUCAUUGAUAGUUCUAGAUCUGUAUCUGUGGAUGUCAUUGAUAGUUAUAGAUCUGUAUCUGUGGAUGUCAUUGAUAGUCUUAGAUCUGUAUCUGUGGAUGUCAUUGGUGGCCCUAGAUCUGUAUCUGUGGAUGUCAUGGAUAGUCUUAGAUCUGUAUCUGUGGAUGUCAUGGAUAGUCUUAGAUCUGUAUAUGUGGAUGUCAUUUAUGGCUCUAGAUCAGUAUCUGUGAAUGUUAUUGGUGGCGCUAGACCUGUAUCUGUGGAUGUCAUUGAUAGUUCUAGAUCUGUAUCUGUGGAUGUCAUUGAUAGUUAUAGAUCUGUAUCUGUGGAUGUCAUUGAUAGUUCUAGAUCUGUAUCUGUGGAUGUCAUUGAUAGUUCUAGAUCUGUAUCUGUGGGUAUCAUUGAUAGUUCUAGAUCUGUAUCUGUGGAUGUCAUUGAUAAGCCUAGAUCUGUAUCUAAGGAUGUCAUUGAUGGUUAUAGAUCUGUAUCUGUGGAUGUCAUUAAUAGUCCUAGAUCUGUAUCUGUGGAUGUCAUUGGUGGCCCUAGAUCUGUAUCUGUGGAUGUCAUGGAUAGUCUUAGAUCUGUAUCUGUGGAUGUCAUUGGUGGCCCUAGAUCUGUAUCUGUGGAUGUCAUUGAUAGUCCUAGAUCUGUAUCUGUGAAUGUCAUUGGUGGCCCUAGAUCUGUAUCUGUGGAUGUCAUGGAUAGUCAUAGAUCUGUAUCUGUGGAUGUCAUGGAUAGUCUUAGAUCUGUAUCUGUGUAUGUCAUUGGUGGCCCUAGAUCUGUAUCUAAGGAUGUCAUUGAUAGUUAUAGAUCUGUAUCUGUGGAUGUCAUUAAUAGUCCUAGAUCUGUAUCUGUGAAUGUCAUUGGUGGCCCUAGAUCUGUAUCUGUGGAUGUCAUGGAUAGUCAUAGAUCUGUAUCUGUGGAUGUCAUGGAUAGUCUUAGAUCUGUAUCUGUGGAUGUCAUUGGUGGCCCUAGAUCUGUAUCUGUGGAUAUCAUUGAUAGUCCUAGAUCUGUAUCUGUGGAUGUCAUUGGUGGCCCUAGAUCUGUAUCUGUGGAUGUCAUUGAUAGUUCUAGAUCUGUAUCUGUGGAUGUCAUUGAUAGUUCUAGAUCUGUAUCUGUGGAUGUCAUUGAUAGUUCUAGAUCUGUAUCUGUGGAUGUCAUUGAUAGUUCUAGAUCUGUAUCUGUGGAUGUCAUUGAUAGUUCUAGACCUGUAUCUGUGGAUGUCAUUGAUAGUUAUAGAUCUGUAUCUGUGGAUGUCAUUGAUAGUUCUAGAUCAGUAUCUGUGGGUGUCAUUGAUAGUUCUAGAUCUGUAUCUAAGGAUGUCAUUGAUAGUUAUAGAUCUGUAUCUGUGGAUGUCAUUGAUAAGCCUAGAUCUGUAUCUAAGGAUGUCAUUGAUAGUCUUAGAUCUGUAUCUGUGGAUGUCAUUGAUAGUUAUAGAUCUGUAUCUGUGGAUGUCAUUGAUAGUUCUAGAUCUGUAUCUGUGGAUGUCAUUGACAGUUAUAGAUCUUUAUCUGUGGACGUCAUUGAUAAACCUAGAUCUGUAUCUGUGGAUAUCAUUGAUAGUCCUAGAUCUGUAUCUGUGGAUGUCAUUGAUAGUCCUAGAUCUGUAUCUGUGGAUGUUAUUGAUAGUUCUUAA